CCCGCUCGCUCGCUCGCGCGCGCCCCCGCCGCCGCCGCCGCCAUUUUGGAGCGAUCUCGCCCGCGGCCCCGAGCCGGUCCCGAGCGGGUCCCGAGCCUCCCGCCGGCUGCGCCCGAGUCCGAAGGCGCCGCGCCGCGGGGUCGGGCCCAUGUGCGUGCGGCCCGCUCCAGGCCGUCCGCACUUCACCUCUGCGAGCGUCCUGGCCUCGCUUGGGCCUCCCUCGGAGGAGGAGUCGCUGCGACCCCCAGCCUGCUGGGCAGGUAAACCAGCCAAAACUAUUCCCUGAAUGAAAACACCUUUUUUUAAAGUUGCAUAUAUACACAAGAAAAAACCGAAAUGCUUUUUAUUUUGCCUGAAUGCAAGAUUUAAACAAGGUAUUGCCAUAGAAGUCUCUACCACAGAGUGUUCUGUUGGACCCUUUCAUGGAACUGUAGCAUCAUAUGGGCGACACUUGUGUUUGAAUCCUAUCCUCUGUCUUCCGGUUCUGUCACCCUGGGAAAUAAAGAAGCAGGACUUGAGGCUCCUUUCACUCAUUCGCUGCUGGGAUCAAUGUCCAGGGCCAAGGCAGUUUUAUUUGUAUGGAUUUCUGUUUACUGCUGCAUUAUAGAGGUUGCAGAAUCCCUUAAGCUCUGCGACCGCCAUCAUGUUCUGGAAAUUUGACUUGAACACCACGUCCCACGUUGACAAGCUCCUGGACAAGGAACAUGUGACCCUGCAGGAGCUGAUGGAUGAAGAUGACAUCUUGCAGGAGUGUAAGGCCCAGAACCAGAAGCUGCUGGACUUCCUGUGCAGGCAGCAGUGCAUGGAGGAGCUGGUGAACCUCAUCACACAGGACCCACCCCAGGACAUGGAAGAGAAGGUCCGAUUCAAAUACCCAAACACAGCCUGUGAGCUUCUGACUUGUGAUGUGCCACAGAUCAGCGACAGACUAGGCGAGGACGAGAGUCUGCUGAACCUUCUCUAUGACUUCCUGGACCAGGAGCCGCCACUCAACCCUCUGCUUGCCAGUUUUUUCAGCAAGACCAUUGGCAAUCUUAUUGCAAGGAAAACUGAACAGGUGAUCAUGUUCCUGAAGAAGAAGGAGAAAUUCAUCAGCCAGCUCCUGAAGCACAUAGGCACCUCAGCUCUCAUGGACCUGCUGCUGCGCCUGGUCAGCUGUGUGGAGCCAGUUGGUCUCCGGCAGGAGGUCCUACAUGUGCUGCCUGGAGGUCAGGAAGGGUCCAUCUCUCAGUCUGGAGUGUGGGUAGCUGUGCUGCUAGGAAGGAUGUUGUAGCAGUCCCUGGGAAGAAGAACAGGACGCCCAGCCUGGAGGUGGCUGAAUGAAGAGAAAAUCAUCCAGAGAAUUGUGGCAUUGAUCCAUCCCCACCAGGAUGAAGAUGUGAGUGCGAUGCUCACAGAGCCCACCUUCUUACACGGACACACCCACCCAGGCUCUUGGAAAACAUGCUGCUGUGUGAAGGGGAGGCAGUCAAAUGCUUCUCAGGCACUCUGUGACAUCAUCAGGCUGGGCAGAGACCAGGGCAGUCAGCUGCAGGAGACUGUGGAGCCAGACCCCCUCCUCAUAACAUUGGAGUCGCAGGACUGUGUGGAGCAGCUUCUGAAGAACAUGUUUGAUGGGGAUCAGACGGAGAGCUGCCUGGUCAGUGGGAUGCAGGUGCUGCUUGCCUUGCUGGAGCCAAGGCGUGUUGGAACAGAAGGCUUGGUGGACUCCUUUUCUCAGGGACUGGAAAGGUCACACUCCGUCAGCAGCAGCAUCCUUCGUGGCAUCGAGCCAUGGCUGAAGAAUUUCCAUCAGCUCCUCCUCAACCCACCAAAGAAAAAAGCAAUCCUGACCACUAUUGGUGUGUUAGAGGAGCCCCUGGGGAAUGCUCGUCUUCAUGGUGCACGCCUCAUGGCUGCACUGCUGCACACAAACACACCUGGCAUCAACCAGGAGCUCUGCCGGCUCAACACCAUGGACUUACUGCUGGACUUGUUCUUUAAGUACACCUGGAAUAACUUUUUGCACCUCCAAGUGGAACUAUGCAUAGCCGCUAUUCUUUCCCACGCUGCUCGGGAGGAGCAGGCAGAAGCCAGUGGAUCCGAUGGCAAGGUGGAGCCUCUGCAGGGCAGUGGAGAUGGGAAUGGGAAGCUGGAGACCACCCCAUCCAUCACCAGCCCUCCUGAGAACACAAUGGUGACCCAUCUGUUCCAGAAGUGCUGCCUGGUACAGAGGAUCCUGGAAGCCUGGGAAGCCAAUGACCACACACAGGCAGCAGGUGGUAUGAGACGUGGGAAUAUGGGCCACCUCACAAGGAUCGCCAAUGCAGUUGUACAGAACCUGGAGCAGGGCCCGGUGCAGGCCCACAUCAGUGAAGUCAUCCGAGGGCUCCCUGCAGAUUGCCGUGGACGCUGGGAGAGCUUUGUGGAAGAGACAUUGAUGGAGACCAACCGCAGGAACACUGUGGACCUGGUGAGCACUCACCACCUUCACUCCUCAAGUGAGGACGAGGACAUUGAGGGGACUUUCCCUAACGAGCUGUCCCUUCAGCAGGCCUUCUCUGAGUACCAGAUCCAGCAGAUGACAGCAAACUUUGUGGAUCAGUUUGGCUUCAAUGAUGAGGAGUUUGCAGACCAGGAUGACAACAUCAACGCCCCAUUUGACCGGAUUGCAGAGAUCAACUUCAACAUUGAAGCCGAUGAGGACAGUCCCAGUGCAGCUCUGUUUGAAGCCUGUUGCAGUGAUCGGAUCCAGCCCUUUGAUGAUGAUGAAGAGGAGGACAUUUGGGAAGAUGACGAGACUCGAUGCGCUGCCCGGGUGAUGGCCAGAGCCAGGUUUGGAGCCCCUCAUGUCUCAGAUAAUUACUCAAAGAAUGCUUUGGAACAUGGAGGCCAGGACAGGAAGACUGGCUCAGCAGUAGCUAGGAAUGUGCCUGGAUUGGCCGCUCCUUCAUCUCCUACACAGAAAGAAGGUCCUCGCUCAGAGAGUGAUUCAGCAGGUACUACAUGGACAGCAGUUUUUGAUGAGCCAGUGAACCCGCUGUCUGCAACCCCAGGAGCUGCGAGGGAUGUGGGUUCUAGUGCAUGGGCGGCUGGUCCUUCAGUUGUAGAGGAGAAAGGCUGGGCCAAAUUCACCGACUUCCAGCCUUUCUGCUGCUCUGAGACAGGGCCCCGGUGCAGCUCUCCUGUGGACAUGGACCACAGCAAUGCCGAGGGUGGCCAGAGUCCAGGCCCAGAGAAAACCUUUGGUCCUACCUCGCCUUGUGCCUGGAAUGUGUGUGUCACUAGGAAGGCCCCCCUGGUAGCCUCUGACAGCAGCUCCUCUGGGGGAUCUGACAGUGAAGAUGACGAGAAGGCAGCGGGUGCUGUGGAAGCUGUGUGCACAGGCCAUACUGGAAAGGUCUCCCCACCACCCAGGACAGCGGAGGCUGCUGUUGGCAGGGCUGAGUGUCCUGACAGUACCGUGUUAGCCCCUGCCUGCCCCGCACCUUCAGAAGUGACCAUCAGUCCUGCCGUGGCUACCAUAGCACCAAGCAAGGCAGGCUCUCCCACGGCCACCAUAGUGGUCUCUUCCUCAGUGGCUGCUGCAGUGCCCCCAGGACCGAUCGUGGCAGUAACCACAGCAGCCCCAGCCAUAGUUGCCACCCUGGGGACGAUGACAAAGGACAGGAAGGCAGAUGCCCUGCCAGAAGGCGCUGCCUUAAAUGGUCCUGUGUAACUGCUGCCACCCGGCCGUGGCCCGCCCUGGUCAGGCUGCUUCCUUAAUCAAGAAAACUACCUGGUGAUGCAAUUUUUUUUUUUAAUUUAACUUUAAAAUAAAUGCUGCAUUUGGUAAAGCUGGCAGUGGAACCAGUUGGAUGACCCAGCUCCUGUCUCUCCUACCUGCCCUUGGUCCUUUUGGAAGACAGAUGGACCUGGCCACUCCCUGUCCAGGUCUUGGUCUGGCAAUGAGGCCCCUGACUUGCAGCUUCUACCUGCAGGACUUGGUGAGGGAACAAGACCCUACGGUGCCAGCACCGUCAGAUGGGCAGGAAGGGGGAGGAGCACCAGGCUCUGGUUUCAUCUGUACUUUUUAAUGCACGGAGGAAAAGCCUUUUUUUUUUUUUUUUUUUUUUUUUUUUGCACUUUGUACCCAGCUACAAUACAGGGUCUCUCUUGGCUCACGGCAGAUGUAAAGGCCUGAGUUGGAGAGACCUGAUCCCCAAUAAUAAUAAUACAUGGGGGUCUGGCACUAGUUUGGCCAUAUGAGGUCAAACCCCAGUUCUAGCUGCCCUGAGGCUCCUGGGAGCUGGCAUUGAAUCAGGCUACAAAUUUUGACUGCCUUAAAAACAAAAGACCCUCUGGACCUGACGGAGUUGUCUCUGUGCUCAGCAGGCAGACUUGGCAGACUUGGGUGGGUGUUGGCGCUGCAUCAGACAUGUAAGAGUGGGCACAGAAGACCACUGGGAGGCUGAGAGACAGGGCGGGCCCAUAUUGUCCACGAAGAGUCUAAAAGUCUAUGUUGUCUUUUUUUUUUUUUUUUUUUUAAAUGUUCUGACCUUCUGACAGGGCAUCCAACCCCCAAUAAAAAGUAUUCUUAUUGAAAAA
Molecule: messenger RNA, 4566 nt
Organism: Mus musculus (house mouse)
Lineage: Eukaryota; Metazoa; Chordata; Mammalia; Rodentia; Muridae
Gene: Ppp6r2
Product: protein phosphatase 6, regulatory subunit 2
Exons: 27
Coding region: 1388-3697 (769 amino acids)
Cellular component (GO): cytoplasm
Molecular function (GO): protein phosphatase binding
Source: RefSeq, a predicted model, not a curated record